This is a messenger RNA of Trifolium pratense (red clover), 1225 nucleotides long. Its product is annotated as 1-aminocyclopropane-1-carboxylate oxidase-like. The coding region runs from base 105 to 1052 and encodes 315 amino acids. NCBI's taxonomy places the organism in Eukaryota, Viridiplantae, Streptophyta, Magnoliopsida, Fabales, Fabaceae. The record is from RefSeq and is a predicted model, not a curated record. The transcript has 4 exons.
GAAGCCAAAGGCCUAUAAAUUGCACCCAAACAACAACACUCAGAAAAUAGUCAUACAGUCACAGCCUAUCAAAGAGAGAAAGAAAAACAGAAGAAAAGAAGCAAAUGGAGAAGUUUCCAGUAGUUGACAUGAAGAAUCUUAACACUGAAGAGAAAGCAUCAACCAUGGAGAUCAUAAAAGAUGCUUGUGAAAAUUGGGGUUUCUUUGAGUUGGUGAACCAUGGGAUAUCCAUAGAGUUGAUGGACACAGUUGAGAAGCUGACAAAAGAAAACUACAAGAAGCUUAUGGAGCAAAGGUUCAAAGAAAUGGUAGCAAGCAAAGGUCUAGAGUUUCCUCAGUCUGAAAUCAAUGACUUGGAUUGGGAGAGCACUUUCUUUUUGCGCCACCUUCCUAACUCUAACAUAUCAGAGAUCCCUGAUCUUGAUGAUCAUUAUAGGAAUGUAAUGAAGGAGUUUGCAAUGGAAUUGGAGAAACUAGCUGAGCUACUUCUUGACUUGUUGUGUGAGAAUCUUGGGCUAGAGAAAGGGUAUCUAAAGAAGGUGUUUCAUGGGUCCAAGGGACCAAAUUUUGGAACCAAAGUGAGCAACUAUCCUCCUUGUCCUAAGCCAGAGCUUAUCAAAGGACUCAGAGCCCACACAGAUGCUGGUGGCAUAAUUUUACUGUUCCAAGAUGACAAGGUUGGUGGACUUCAGCUCCUUAAAGAUGGCCAAUGGAUUGAUGUCCCACCAAUGCACCAUUCUAUUGUCAUCAACCUUGGUGACCAACUUGAGGUGAUUAGCAAUGGGAAAUACAAGAGUGUGAUGCACCGUGUAAUUGCUCAAACAGAUGGUAACAGAAUGUCCAUAGCCUCAUUUUACAAUCCAGGCAAUGAUGCGGUUAUCUUUCCAGCACCAACUUUGGUGAAGGAAUUAGAUGAGACAAGCCAAGUCUAUCCAAAAUUUGUCUUUGAUGAUUACAUGAAACUCUAUGCUGAUCUCAAAUUCCAAGCCAAAGAGCCAAGAUUUGAAGCUAUGAAGGCCAUGGAAUCCAACAUUCCCACAACAACUACCUAAAAUGUGAUGACAACAUUCUAUAUAUUAAUUCUGUAUGUUUAUUUAUGUACUAAAGUUACUAAAUGCUGUUGGUCUCUUUGAUUUGGUACAAAUGCACCUAUGUGCAUGUGUAGCAUAAAUAUAUAAUAUAUAUAGUUGGAAAAUAAAAUAUUAGCUUGAUCUGAUAGUUUGUG